Molecule: messenger RNA, 682 nt
Organism: Oncorhynchus nerka (sockeye salmon)
Lineage: Eukaryota; Metazoa; Chordata; Actinopteri; Salmoniformes; Salmonidae
Product: neuronal acetylcholine receptor subunit alpha-9-I-like
Exons: 2
Coding region: 1-591 (196 amino acids)
Biological process (GO): monoatomic ion transport
Cellular component (GO): membrane
Source: RefSeq, a predicted model, not a curated record
AUGUCGGGCAACUCCGCCCUGGCACGGAACCAUUACCACGACGACCUCUACCAUGACGGCUGUUACCAAGACGACUGCCAUCGCCUCGGUCCGUAUCAGUACGGCAAUGGGCACCUCCAAAAUCACUCGACAACAGUCGCUACGCUAACGGCGGUCACCGCGACGAUCCUUACAGUAACCGUAGUAACCGGAACCAUCACAGCAACCCGAGCCAGACCUCCAAGGGGGAAGGGGCGAGGAGAAGAGGGAGCCCCUGAGACAUUACCACCACAUCGGGAGAGAGGAGCUGGACUAUCAGGCACCCCUCCAGGGAACCUCCAGAAUGGUGGGCUGAAUGAGCCGCUGCCUUACCCCAAGGAGAAGCACCUCAACCCAGCCUCGGCCCCAGCCUGCUCCUGCCCCUGCCCACACCACAAACAGGUGGUGUAUAACAUUCAGUACAUCGCCAACUGUUUCCGGGAGCAACGGGCCACGUGUGCGAAAGGGGCGGAGUGGAAGAAGGUUGCCAAGGUGAUGGACCGGUUCUUCAUGUGGAUCUUCUUCAUCAUGGUCUUCCUCAUGAGUAUCCUCAUCAUCGGCAAGGCGACUUGACGGAGGGAGGGAGGAGAGAGAUGGAUGGAUAGAGGGAGGGAGGAAGGGAGGGAGGAGAGAUGAGAGGGAGGAGAAGAGAGGGAUGGAUGGA